Molecule: messenger RNA, 426 nt
Organism: Lathyrus sativus (Indian pea)
Lineage: Eukaryota; Viridiplantae; Streptophyta; Magnoliopsida; Fabales; Fabaceae
Source: the annotation of a GenBank genome assembly
AUGAGCCCUCUGAUAAGAAUCGCGUUAGCAAUAAACUUAAUCUCUAGCUCCCACACCUUUAAAAUCUUGAGGAAAUACUCAACUCACCUUCAUGUUCUUCUCAAGUGGAUAUUCAACAUCUUCCUGAACUACCUGUGCUAUCCCUUAAGCAAAUUCCAGGAUUCUCAUGGUGUAUUCAAACACGUGUAUGAAAAUCACGAUGAUGUAGAUUGUGCUGUGUGUCUCGGCAAAGUGAAAGAAAAGGAAGAGAUUAGAAAGUUACAGUGUAAACAUGUGUUUCACAAAAGUUGUUUAGAUACUUGGAUUAGCUUGAAAUACAAUAACACAACGUGUCCUAUCUGUAGAGUUUCAGUAGGUUCAAUAAUGGAAGAGGAUGAUGAUGAGUUGUUCUAUGAUGAUGAGUUUCAGAUUCCGUGGAUGCGUUGA